This is a messenger RNA of Pseudophryne corroboree (corroboree frog), 3987 nucleotides long. Its product is annotated as mucin-2-like. NCBI's taxonomy places the organism in Eukaryota, Metazoa, Chordata, Amphibia, Anura, Myobatrachidae. The record is from RefSeq and is a predicted model, not a curated record. Bases 199 to 2862 code for a protein of 887 amino acids. The transcript has 5 exons. Gene Ontology annotation, molecular function: calcium ion binding.
CUCUAAACAAAUGCCUUAGGUUAAUACAGUAGAGCACAUUUUGCACUAUUUUUCCUAUGUCAGGUGUGGCUACAAAACUGAUUGGUGAAAUUUUUAAGAGGCACUAUUUCACCUUCCAUAAACUUCAGUCUGUGAUCAUUUUGAGGAGUGGCAGGUGACAGUAACAACUGAAGAAAAGCAGGGUAAGCAGACAUCAUUAUGAACACAGCCAAGUUCUUCUUGGGAGCCCUGUUCCUGGCCAUAUGCUUCAAUGAUUGUCUUUCACAAACUUUUACUUCAAAUGCACAAUCAUGCAGUUACUGCAAUUCAACUGUUUCUGCUUCUUGCAACCAACAAUCAAACUAUGUCAUCUGCUCCUGCAACGCUGACUAUGUCGGAAAUGGUUUCAGCUGCACAAAAAGAGUAUUUUGUGACAGCAAACCAUGCUGUCCACAAGGGUAUUCCUGGAAUACGGCACAAAAAGCAUGUGUAGAUAUAAAUGAAUGCAGCAGUAGUUCAACAAAUGUGUGUCUCACCGGUUGUACAAAUACACCUGGCUCAUACAGGUGUACUGCUGACCCUGCUAACCCGCCAUGUCCUACAAGUGCCUGUCCUACCGGUAAUGACUGUAUAAAAGAUCAGAGUAAUACAAGACAAUGUAUUGAUCCUUGUUCUAAUUACCAAGAGCUGGAUGGAUCAAACCGACUCUACACUAUCAGCUCUUCUGGAAGAUUCUCCACUGACAAAUAUUACUUUGGUUGGUACCGCUACAAGAAUGGACUAAGGCUGAGGCAAGGCUGUGUGUCAUCUUUAAAAUGUGGUUCCCUUCAGCCAUACAGUAUAAGUAGCCACCCAAGUAUUUAUGACGGUGUGAAAUCAAUUGCUCUGUAUUCUAAUACAUUAUCAGGCUGCUAUACUGGGCAAAAUAUUUCUGUGAAAGCCUGUCCUGGAGGAUAUUAUGUGUACAAGUUUUCAGGGCUUCUGGUGGCCGAGGAUUACUGCACAGAAGUAUCACCUCUACUUACAACUACGACAGCUACUACUACUACUACCACCACCACUCCAACCACAACAACUACUACUACAGCUGCCACAACCACCACCACUCCAACCACUACCACUCCAACCACCACCACUCCAACCACUACCACUCCAACCACGACUACCACCACCACUCCAACCACUACCACUCCAACCACGACUACCACCACCACCACCACUCCAACCACUACCACUCCAACCACCACCACUCCAACCACUACCACUCCAACCACUACCACUCCAACCACGACUACCACCACCACUCCAACCACUACCACUCCAACCACUGCCACUCCAACCACGACUACCACCACCACCACCACUCCAACCACUACCACUCCAACCACGACUACCACCACCACCACUCCAACCACUACCACUCCAACCACGACUACCACCACCACCACUCCAACCACCACCACUCCAACCACAACCACUCCAACCUCUACUAUCACAACCACUACCACUCCAACCACCACCACUCCAACCACUACCACUCCAACCACUACCACUCCAACCACGACUACCACCACCACUCCAACCACUACCACUCCAACCACUCCAACCACGACUACCACCACCACCACCACCACUCCAACCACUACCACUCCAACCACGACUACCACCACCACCACUCCAACCACCACCACCACUCCAACCACAACCACUCCAACCUCUACUAUCACAACCACUAUCACUCCAACCACAAACAUUUUAACCACCACCACUCCAACCACUACCACUCCAACCACCACCACUCCAACCACUACCACUUCAACCACUACCACUCCAACCACGACUACCACCACCACUCCAACCACUACCACCACUCCAACCACAACCACUCCAACCUCUACUAUCACAACCACUAUCACUCCAACCACAAACAUUUUAACCACCACCUCUCCAACCACUACCACUCCAACCACCACCACUCCAACCACUACCACUUCAACCACUACCACUCCAACCACGACUACCACCACCACUCCAACCACUACCACUCCAACCACUCCAACCACGACUACCACCACCACCACUCCAACCACUACCACUCCAACCACGACUACCACCACCACCACUCCAACCACCACCACUCCAACCACCACCACUCCAACCACAACCACUCCAACCUCUACUAUCACAACCACUAUCACUCCAACCACAAACAUUUUAACCACCACCACUCCAACCACUACCACUCCAACCACUACCACUCCAACCACGACUACCACCACCACCACUCCAACCACUACCACUACAACCAUAACAACACCAACACCUCCAGGCAUUACAACCUCUUCCUCUUACACCACAAAAUCACCAUUUACUACACAACCAAUUGUGAUAUCAACUACAGACAUAUAUCCAGAAGAGAACAUAACUGUUACAACAGUACGAAGCACAAGUACAUUAAGUGUCCGCAUUUUAUCACAAUUAAUAAAUAACAAAGAGGUAAAAACCCUAGAACUAAAUGAAACCACUACUGUUAAUGUUGAGAUGAAGACCAUCAGCGCUAGUGAAAUCAACAUUAAAACCACAAACUCCAUAUCCCCUACUUCAAUCUUCAUUCAUGUUGGUGGUGAAGAACCUCAAUCCUUUAACAACCAAACAGAUACUGUGAUUCAAACAAGUGAAAGAAAAAUCAUAAACACAGAACAGUUUAAUCCUGAUGCCUACUGCAGCAAAGCAGCAAAGAUUAACACAGUCACAGAGACAUCUGCCAAUGCUGGAGACCUUUGCUCCAUGGACACAUCAUCUUCCACCACAACAACCACGACUACAACUGAGGAAGUCAUUGUGCUAGGUCCUGAUGGAUUCUCCAAGAGCUGUGCUAACUAAUAAUGUUGCUACAGUAUAUCUCGAUGCCAAAAUUCUUAUUAUUGAUUUUGACAACUCAACCAGAUGAAAUUAUAGCAGACUGCCAUAUUCUUCCUUGCUAAAGGGUAUAUGACAUUUUUUUACUUUGCUUUAUGCAAUAUACUGUUGUCAUAUGAUAGAAAUUAGAAGUUGUUAUUUUAAGAUGUAACAAAGCAAUUCUGUUACAUUCACGGGGCUUAUGUAAUAGCUUGCCUUUACAUAACACCGGGUUGGUGUUGUCUUUCAUAUGAUUGCAGUUUUAAAAAUAUGGGCAACCUUGCUGGAAUCUUGCCAUUACAUAAGCUCCUAGGUACGAAGAACAAAAGUAGAAAUAAACAUUUUUCACUUAGCAAAUUUUGGCAGGUUAACUGAAAUAUCAAGCAAUAUUAUAACACAUACAUACAGUAGCAUAUCUGCUAAUAGAGUACAAUACUACAUAUGAGCUAUAAACUGACAUUGCUCAUAGCUUAGGGCACUAUUUCUCACCAAGAAAUGCAAAUUUGCUCAGUAACAGUAGACACAUUGGUGCAAAUUAACCAUGUAAAGGAAAAUGCCUCUUACCACAGUUUGGAUUUUUAAAUACACAUAUUAUGAUUCAUAUUUGGGUAAAGAGAAGCUUCUAUUAUCUAGAAAAUACAGAAUUUUUGUAUUACUUUAUAUUAAAUUACAUUCCAAUUAGCGAUGGUAGCAGAACUAAAAGUUUACAACUACCCAAAUUUUAAAUGUAAAAUCUAAAAUCUAUCAUUUCAUUGUUUCUAUGAUUAAUGUACUCAAACUAUAUUACUGUAUUUUCCUUUUGGCUUCUUGUGAGAUAUACAGCUACAGUGUAUUUCUUUAUAAUAUAUUUAGUUUAUUUAAGAGGUUUGUAGAUUAUUUUAGUAGAUCAACUACAUGGAAAGUUGAAGUUUUAUGCCAAUUUGUCAGUUGAAAUAAAGCUUCUGUCCAAUGUCAAAUUGUAGCAUGAACAUUAAGUUCUGUUGGUAUGAUUUGCUUGCAUAAUGUUUAUAAUCUUACUGGGUAUAAAUAAAGGGUCACUUCUUGUGCACGCAUGUUUGACUGACUAUCCAUUGGAAGAGUAUGUAGACAUAAACAUUACAGUAUCCAUCA